This is a messenger RNA of Pisolithus orientalis, 452 nucleotides long. RefSeq lists its product as uncharacterized. Lineage: Eukaryota; Fungi; Basidiomycota; Agaricomycetes; Boletales; Pisolithaceae. The transcript has a single exon. The record is from RefSeq and is a predicted model, not a curated record. The coding region runs from base 92 to 328 and encodes 78 amino acids.
AGUGGGAUCUGUAUACUUAUUUUCCCUUUAACAGUCUACUGUUAUUAUUACCCAUUGUUCCUUUCAAGUACUUCACAAUUGCAAAUGCAUUAUGUAUUUUCUUGCCCUCCUUCCUAUCGCUAUUUGCCCCACGAGUUCAUCUAUCCGAAGACGCCGUCGUUGCUCGAGGACAAAAUGUGACCACACUGCCCUUUUCUCUCACACUGCUGGCAGACGCCAUCAACUGAGUGUUGGGUGCCAGUCCAAUCAAGUUGUGGCCAGCUACUGCCGUACCCCCACGCACUAUCCUCCACCCUCUACACGAUGUCCAAAUUCCCAAAAAUCAUGAUCUGUGGUACGGCGACGAUACUGACCAUGAUGCUCGCAGAUCACCUGACGGUCUAUAUGCACCCCAAGGUGGGUCCAUGAAGAGAUCGAUCAGCUCUUCACAAGUGUGGCAGAUAUCAUCGUAA